GGAUCCGGAUCAGCAGCGCCGGGGGCCGCCGCGACACACUCGCCGGAGGAGCGCGGCCUUCGCGACCCCGCCCGGCCCGCGGGGCUGGGACCCGGCCCCGGCUGCCGAGGGGGGCGCGCCCCCGGGCGAUGCGGCUCGCCCGCCCCGCCGCGCCCCGCCCCGCGCCCCCGGCCGCCGCCCCGCCGCCCUGCGCCUGCGCGCCCGGCCCGCCGCCCCCUCGGCCCGCCCCCCGCGGCCCGCGCGCGCCAUGGAGCCCGGCCGCGGCGGCACGGAGAUCGUGGGCAAGUUCGAGUUCUCACGCAAGGACCUGAUCGGGCACGGCGCCUUCGCUGUGGUCUUCAAGGGGCGCCACCGCGAGAAGCAUGAUCUGGAGGUCGCAGUCAAGUGCAUUAAUAAGAAGAAUCUUGCCAAGUCCCAGACGCUGCUGGGGAAGGAGAUCAAGAUCCUGAAGGAGCUGAAACACGAAAACAUCGUGGCGUUGUAUGACUUCCAGGAAAUGGCCAAUUCCGUGUACCUGGUCAUGGAGUAUUGCAACGGCGGGGACCUGGCUGACUACCUGCACACCAUGCGCACGCUGAGCGAGGACACCAUCAGGCUCUUCCUGCAGCAGAUCGCCGGCGCCAUGCGGCUGCUGCACAGCAAGGGCAUCAUCCACCGCGACCUGAAGCCCCAGAACAUCCUGCUGUCCAACCCCGGCGGGCGCCGCGCCAACCCCAACAACAUCCGCGUCAAGAUCGCCGACUUCGGGUUCGCGCGGUACCUGCAGAGCAACAUGAUGGCGGCCACGCUCUGCGGCUCCCCCAUGUACAUGGCUCCUGAGGUGAUCAUGUCCCAGCACUACGACGGGAAGGCCGACCUGUGGAGCAUCGGCACCAUCGUCUACCAGUGCCUGACGGGGAAGGCGCCCUUCCAGGCCAGCAGCCCCCAGGACCUCCGCCUGUUCUACGAGAAGAACAAGACGCUGAUCCCCACCAUCCCACGGGAGACCUCGGCCCCCCUGAGGCAGCUGCUCCUGGCCCUGCUCCAGCGCAACCACAAAGACCGCAUGGACUUCGAUGAGUUUUUCCACCACCCGUUCCUGGAGGCCAGCCCCUCCGUCAAGAAGUCCCCGCCAGUGCCCGUGCCCUCCCGCCCCGGCUCGGGCUCGGGCAGCAGCUCCAGCAGCAGCUCCACGUCCCACCUGGCCUCCCCGCCGUCCCUGGGGGAGAUGCAGCAGCUGCAGAAGACGCUGACCUCCCCUGCCGACGCCGCUGGCUUCCUGCACGGCUCCCGGGACUCAGGCGGCAGCAAGGACUCCUCCUGCGACACGGACGACUUCGUCAUGGUCCCGGCCCAGUUUCCAGGUGACCUGGUGGCCGAGGUGGCUGGUGCCAAGCCCCCGCCGGACAGCCUCAUGUGCAGCGGGAGCUCCCUGGUGGCCUCUGCUGGCCUGGAGAGCCGCGGCCGGACCCCGUCCCCGUCCCCACCCUGCAGCAGCUCCCCCAGCCCCUCAGGCCGGGCCGGCCCGUUCUCCAGCAGCAGGUGCGGCGCCUCCGUGCCCAUCCCGGUGCCCACGCAGGUGCAGAACUACCAGCGCAUAGAGCAUAACCUGCAGUCGCCCGCCCAGCACCAGACACCCCGGUCCUCGGCCAUCCGCAGGUCGGGCAGUGCCAGCCCCCUGGGCUUCACCCGGGCCAGCCCAUCGCCCCCAGCCGCCAUGGAGCACGGAGCCGUCCUGGCCAGGAAGCCGUCCCUGGGCGGGGGCCGGCCAUACACGCCGUCCCCGCAAGUCGGGACCAUCCCCGAGCGGCCGGGCUGGAGCAGGGCGCCCUCCCCGCACGGAGCCGAGGUGCGGCCCGGCAGGUCCCCCCGUGCAGGCUCCUCGGCGCCCGAGCACUCUCCACGAUCCUCCGGCCUGGGCUGCCGCCUGCACAGCGCCCCCAACCUGUCCGACCUGCACGUCGUGCGCCCCAGGCUGCCCAAGCCCCCCACGGACCCGCUGGGCGCUGUGCUCAGCCCCCCGCAGGCCAGCCCUCCCCAGCCGACCCAUGGGCUGCCGUCCUGCCGGCCCCUGCGCGGCUCACCCAAGCUGCCUGACUUCUUGCAACGCAGCCCGCUGCCGCCCAUCCUGGGCUCCCCGACCAAGGCUGUGCCCGUGGUCGACUUCCCCAAGAACCCCAGCUCCCAGAGUCUGCUGACCCUCCUGGCCCGGCAGGGCGUGGUGGUGACGCCCCCCCGGAACCGGACGCUGCCCGACCUCUCGGACGUGGGGCCCUUCCAGGGCCAGCAGCUGGGCCCCGGCCUGCGCCCCGGCGAGGACGCCAAGGGCCCCUUUGGCCGGUCCUUCAGCACCAGCCGCCUCACGGACCUGCUCCUGAAGGCCGCGUUUGGGACGCAGGCGCCGGACUCGGGCAGCACAGACAGCCUGCAGGAGAAGCCCAUGGAGAUCGCGCCCUCUGCUGGCUUCGGAGGGAGCCUGCACCCGGGAGCCCGUGCAGGGGGCGCCAGCAGCCCCUCCCCGGUGGUCUUCACCGUGGGCUCUCCCCCCAGCGGGACCACUCCGCCCCAGGGCCCCCGCGCCAGGAUGUUCUCAGUGGGCUCCUCGGGCUCCUCCUCCGCCCGCCACCUGGUGCCCGGCGCCUGCGGCGAGGCCGUUCCCGAGCUCCCCGGCCACUGCUGCACCUUCGCCGACCCCAUUGCUGCCAACCUGGAGGGGGCCGUGACCUUCGAGGCCCCCGACCUCCCGGAGGAGACCCUCAUGGAGCAAGAGCACACGGAGACCCUGCACAGCCUGCGCUGCACGCUCCUGUUCGCGCAGCACGUCCUGGAGAUCGCGGCCCUGAAGGGCAGCGCCGGCGAGGCGGGCGGCGGCCCCGAGUUCCAGCUCCAGGAGAGCGUGGUGGCCGACCAGAUCAGCCUGCUGAGCCGCGAGUGGGGCUUCGCGGAGCAGCUGGUGCUGUACCUGAAGGUGGCCGAGCUGCUGUCCUCGGGCCUGCAGACAGCCAUCGACCAGAUCCGGGCCGGCAAGCUCUGCCUGUCGUCCACCGUGAAGCAGGUGGUGCGCAGGCUGAACGAGCUGUACAAGGCCAGCGUGGUGUCCUGCCAGGGCCUGAGCCUGCGGCUGCAGCGCUUCUUCCUGGACAAGCAGCGGCUGCUGGACCGCGUCCACAGCAUCACCGCCGAGAAGCUCAUCUUCAGCCACGCCGUGCAGAUGGUGCAGUCGGCCGCGCUGGACGAGAUGUUCCAGCACCGUGAGGGCUGUGUGCCGCGCUACCACAAGGCCCUGCUGCUCCUGGAGGGGCUGCAGCACAUGCUCUCGGACCAGGCGGACAUCGAGAACGUGGCCAAGUGCAAACUGUGCAUCGAGCGCAGACUCUCCGCCCUGCUGACCGGCAUCUGUGCCUGACCUGGGGGUGGCCUGCUGCGCCCAGGGGCUGGACGUGCUCUGGACGUGCUCUGCCAAGCCCUGCAGGCGGGUCGGCAUGAUGGCCGGCGCUGAGCCUCCCUGCAGGACGCUGUGUGGAGCCACAGCUUGUGUGGCUCCUGCCCCCUGGGCGGGCGGGGUCGGCUGCCCCCACACGCGGGGGUCUCAGAACUUCUCCGCUCCCGCUGCCUCACGCCGGCACCGGUGCCAAGAGGUGGCAGGUGUGCCUGGGCGCCCACCACCUCGGGAGACCCCAGGGCCGCCCCCAAGGACAGGCAAGGCCCCGAGACAGCGUCGCCGACUCAAAGCCAAAGCAAGCUUUCCUCCUGGCCAGACCUGUGCGGUCGCCGCCAGGAAGAGGCCAGCCUCCCGGCCCCAGGAACCUCUCCGAGACCACCCACCCAGCUUUGCAAAUCACGAGCACUUUACGCACUCAGACUCGAGCCUCGGCUUCCUCUGCGGCCGCUGGGAGGCGGCUCCUCGUGGCUGUCCCGAGGUGACUGUGCAUAUCCACAUACAUGUACACAGCUGUAGAUAGCCCCGAGCGUGUGUGGCGUGUGCGAGUGGUGCGCUGGGCGUGUCCAGCGCGUGUGUGGACCCUGGGAGGAGAGUGGGCUCCGCGUGUGUGGGGCCACUGCCCGCAGGGGAGACUUGGUCCCCGGCUCGGAUGUUCUUUUAGGGGCAGACGGCGGGAGCACGGCGCUUCUAAACCUGGAGCAGACGCCGUCAUCUUUCACACUUUACUCCUGAAACGUGUCUUAUUUUCAUGCAGCUCAUUUUUUCUUUCAAGGAGGAAACUCGUAGGAAUUUCAGAAGUGGUUUGGAGGCAGGUGGUGCUGGGGUGGGCCGUGAGGCCGCUCUCCAGGCUGCUGCUGCGUGCGCCUGGCUCUGUCCCCCGCUGUCCCGCCCCGUUUUGGCAGCCAGGUGGGCGUGUGCCCAGCAGCUGUCCCGCCUGGGCACAGGCCGGCAAGGACAGGCACACGCGGGAGGAAAGUCACACGUGUAGCCCCAGCCAGCAUCCCAGGCAGGGGGCGUGGGGGCUCCUCUUUCCUGCAGGUGGGGCUGCUGUGGUCCCGUCCCUCCCAGCUGCGUCCCAGCAGCCACCACAGGUCGGGAGAGGCCUCCCGGCCUGCCCACGCCCACUUGAAUGUAUCCCCAGGGACUGCGGGAGGCCGAGCUGGGUCCCGUGCCCAGGGCGAGGGGCUCAUAGGUCACAUGCCACAUACACAGGCGGGACACACACGUGUUUUUCUUUGCAAUACUUGAAAUAUUGCCACUGUGCUUGGACUUAAGAAAAUUACCCCAACUUGUUUCUUUUCUUAUCACUUGAUGACUUCAUUUCUACCUGGCUGCACGUGACGUGUUGGUAUUUAUUACUUUAUGGCGACUGGAAUCUGGAGCCGCUGGGGAGGCUGGUGCUGCAUGAGGGCCGCACCACUUCCCGCGCCCUUGUUGCGUCUGUCGCGGCCAUGUGCGCCCCGCGUGUGCCCCACGUGUGCGUGAGUCCGGAGCCUCCUGGUUGUAUGUUCUCCAUGAGAGACCCUUUGUCUAUUUUAAAACGAAUUCUGUGUGAUCUCCCCCUUUUGCGUUAUUGUGUAAUAUCAACUUAAGGAAAUAAACCUUUGGAAUUACGGA
Microcebus murinus (gray mouse lemur) is the source of this 5038-nucleotide messenger RNA. RefSeq names its product unc-51 like autophagy activating kinase 1 (gene ULK1). The record is from RefSeq and is a predicted model, not a curated record. Lineage: Eukaryota; Metazoa; Chordata; Mammalia; Primates; Cheirogaleidae. Gene Ontology annotation, biological process: reticulophagy; positive regulation of autophagy; axonogenesis. Gene Ontology annotation, molecular function: protein serine/threonine kinase activity; ATP binding. Gene Ontology annotation, cellular component: phagophore assembly site; cytosol; autophagosome.